ACACAGUGCUGCAGAGAGGAGAAAAGGAGAGGAGAAGCAGACCCUCAACCAUCAAAACACACUGUGUCCUACCAGCAAAGAAGUUGGGUCAAGAGGAUGGCCGGCCGUGUGGAGCAAGUGCUGCUGGACUAAAGGGGAUGAUGGCGAGUGGAUCGGGGUGCGCCGCUGGAGGCCCGGCAGAAGCAAUGCACCACACCUGCUUGUGCUGCUGCUACUGUUCACACUGUGGAGAAGUGUUCCAGACGGAGUUCUUCCAUGAAACAUGCCAGCAUGGAUGGUCUGCAGGCCCAUUCUCAGAUCCUUGUAGGCUGGGAGACGUUCGCAGAGAGGAGCAGCCAGUUGGUCAGGUCCAGAGGCGCACCAGGCGACACCGCACUAUUUUCACGGAGGAGCAGUUGGACGCUCUGGAGGAGCUCUUUCUUCAGAACCAGUAUCCGGAUGUGAACACCAGGGAGAAGCUAGCACAGCAUACUCACUUAAGAGAAGAAAGAGUAGAGGUAUGGUUUAAAAACCGAAGAGCAAAGUGGAGGCGCCAAAAACGACAGACAUUUGACACGGGAGACAUGGACAAAUGAAAUGUGAAGAUUUCAGACCUAUGACGGAAGAUAUUAGUUUGUGUGUGUGUGUGUGUGUGUGUGUGUGUGUGUGUGUGUGCGUGCGUGUGUGUGCGUGUGUGUGUGUGUGUGUGAAUGAUGCAUGCACGUCUGUGUGGCAAACCCAUAGUGCCAUGCACAAUUGUCAAAAAUGU
Lampris incognitus (smalleye Pacific opah) is the source of this 748-nucleotide messenger RNA. Its product is annotated as homeobox protein goosecoid-2. Lineage: Eukaryota; Metazoa; Chordata; Actinopteri; Lampriformes; Lampridae. The transcript has 4 exons. The record is from RefSeq and is a predicted model, not a curated record. The coding region runs from base 138 to 575 and encodes 145 amino acids. Gene Ontology annotation, molecular function: DNA-binding transcription factor activity, RNA polymerase II-specific; RNA polymerase II cis-regulatory region sequence-specific DNA binding. Gene Ontology annotation, cellular component: nucleus. Gene Ontology annotation, biological process: regulation of transcription by RNA polymerase II.